UUAUAUAAGAUCCGUGUUGAAUCGUCUUCAGACUGGAGUGACACUGCUAUAAAACUUUAAUAUACCGUCUAAGAUUGUUUGGCACCAUGGGAACUGGCCCGUUUUGGAAGCUUUUGAUAAUAGUGAUUAUUUUCAUUUCGUGUACAAACUGUCAAGAAGCGUGCUCUGUACCGGACGUAAAUGAUGCUUCCAAAGAUUCUGGGGCAGCCAUUGCUUACAACACGACAGUUACGUACACAUGUGCAGUAGGUCACACCCAUACUAAUGGCGAUUUAGUAAGGACAUGUCAAGCUGUCGGCCAAUUAGAUGGGGUUUUCCCAACUUGUACCCGAGAUUCACGUGCUAUCAGACUACGUAACGGUACAACGCAAUUAGAGGGACGUGUUGAAGUACUUCACAAUGGAACGUGGGGUUCCGUCUGUGGGGAUGGUAUAGACACAAACUUUGCCAAGGUCGUGUGCCGACAGCUCGUAUAUGCUACUGACAAUGUGACGUUACGUUCUCAUGCCUAUUUUGGUGCAGGCAGUGGUCAGAUUUGGCUUGACGGUGUAACUUGUCAAGGAAAUGAGACUAUGAUCGACAUGUGUAUGUCAGGCCCAUGGGGACAGCACAACUGCGGACACAAUCAAGAUAUCGGAGUUACAUGUAGUGCAAAUGCUAUCAGAUUACGUAACGGUGCAACGCAAUUAGAGGGACGUGUUGAAGUAUUUCACAAUGGCACAUGGGGUACGAUCUGUGAUGAUGGUAUUGACAUAAACUUUGCGAAGGUCGUAUGUCGACAGCUCGGAUAUGAUACGGACAAUGUGGCGGUACUUUCGAACGCCUAUUUCGGUGCAGGUAAUGGCCCGAUUUGGUUGGACGAUGUUGGCUGCCAAGGAAACGAGAGUGUGAUCAACUUGUGUAUGACCAGACAAUGGGGACAACACGACUGUGGACAUCAUGAAGAUGUUGGAGUUAUAUGUAUAGCCUGCACUGUACCUGACGUAGAUGACGGUUCCAAAGGUUCUUGGGCAACGAUCGUUUACAACACGACAGUAACGUACACAUGUGCAGUGGGUCACAUCCAUACUAAUGGCAAUUUAAUAAGGAAAUGUCAAGCUAACGGCCAAUUGGAUGGUACUUCCCCAACUUGUACCCGAGGUUCAAGUCUUAUUAGACUGAUUAACGGCUUAACGCAGUUAGAGGGCCGUGUUGAAGUACUUCACAAUGGAACAUGGGGUACUGUCUGUGGGGAUGUUAUAGACAUACAAUUUGCCAAAGUCGUAUGUCGACAGCUAGAAUAUGCUACGGACAAUGUCACAGUACGUUCGAGUUCCUAUUUCGGUGCAGGUAGUGGUCAGAUUUGGCUAGACGAUGUUACUUGUCAAGGAAACGAGACUGCGAUCGACUACUGUAUGUCCAGUCCAUGGGGUCAGCACAAAUGCGGACACAAUGAAGAUGUCGGAGUUACAUGUAGUUCACAUGCUAUUAGACUACGUAACGGUGAAACGCAAUAUGAGGGUCGUGUUGAAGUACUUCACAAAGGAACAUGGGGUACAAUCUGUGAUGAUCAUACAGACAUAAACUUUGCCAAGGUCGUAUGUCGACAGCUCGGAUAUAAUACGGACAAUGUGGCGGUACUUUCGGAUACCGAUUUCGGUGCAGGUAAUGGCCCGAUUUGGCUGGACGAUGUUGUGUGCCAAGGAAACGAGAUUUCAAUCGACUUGUGUAUGUUCAAACCUUGGGGACAGCACAACUGUGGACAUGGGGAAGAUGUUGGAGUUAUAUGUAAAGCGUGCUCUGUACCGGACGUAAAAGACGCUUCCAAAGAUUCUGGGGCAGCCAUUGCAUACAACAUGAAAGUUACGUACACAUGUGCAGUAGGUCACAUCCAUACUAAUGGCGAUCUUGUAAGGACAUGUCAAGCUGUCGGCCAAUUAGAUGGGUUUUUCCCAACUUGUACCCGAGAUUCACGUGCUAUCAGACUACGUAACGGUACAACGCAAUUAGAGGGACGUGUUGAAGUACUUCACAAUGGAACAUGGGGUUCCGUCUGUGGGGAUGGCAUAGACACAAACUUUGCCAAGGUCGUGUGCCGACAGCUCGGAUAUGCUACUGACAAUGUGACGUUACGUUCGCAUGCCUAUUUCGGUGCAGGCAGUGGUCAGAUUUGGCUGGACGAUGUUACUUGUCAAGGAAACGAGACUGUGAUCGACAUGUGUAUGUCACGACCAUGGGGACAGCACAACUGCGGACAUAAUCAAGAUGUCGGAGUUACAUGUAGUUCACAUGCUAUUAGACUACGUAACGGUAAAACGCAAUAUGAGGGUCGUGUUGAAGUACUCCACAAUGGAACAUGGGGUACAAUCUGUGAUGAUCAUACAGACAUAAACUUUGCCAAGGUCGUAUGUCGACAGCUCGGAUAUAAUACGGACAAUGUGGCGGUACUUUCGGAUACCGAUUUCGGUGCAGGUAAUGGCCCGAUUUGGCUGGACGAUGUUGUGUGCCAAGGAAACGAGAUUUCAAUCGACUUGUGUAUGUUCAAACCUUGGGGACAGCACAACUGUGGACAUGGAGAAGAUGUUGGAGUUAUAUGUAAAGCGUGCUCUGUACCGGACGUAAAAGACGCUUCCAAAGAUUCUGGGGCAGCCAUUGCAUACAACAUGAAAGUUACGUACACAUGUGCAGUAGGUCACAUCCAUACUAAUGGCGAUCUUGUAAGGACAUGUCAAGCUGUCGGCCAAUUAGAUGGGUUUUUCCCAACUUGUACCCGAGAUUCACGUGCUAUCAGACUACGUAACGGUACAACGCAAUUAGAGGGACGUGUUGAAGUACUUCACAAUGGAACAUGGGGUUCCGUCUGUGGGGAUGGUAUAGACACAAACUUUGCCAAGGUCGUGUGCCGACAGCUCGGAUAUGCUACUGACAAUGUGACGUUACGUUCGCAUGCCUAUUUCGGUGCAGGCAGUGGUCAGAUUGGCUGGACGAUGUUACUUGUCAAGGAAACGAGACUGUUCACAUGCUAUAGACUACGUAACGGUAAAACGCAAUAUGAGGGUCGUGUUGAAGUACUCCACAAUGGAACAUGGGGUACAAUCUGUGAUGAUCAUACAGACAUAAACUUUGCCAAGGUCGUAUGUCGACAGCUCGGAUAUAAUACGGACAAUGUGGCGGUACUUUCGGAUACCGAUUUCGGUGCAGGUAAUGGCCCGAUUUGGCUGGACGAUGUUGUGUGCCAAGGAAACGAGAUUUCAAUCGACUUGUGUAUGUUCAAACCUUGGGGACAGCACAACUGUGGACAUGGAGAAGAUGUUGGAGUUAUAUGUAUAGUCUGCACUGUACCUGACGUAGAUGACGCUUCAAAAGAUUCUUGGGCAACGAUCGUUUACAACACGACAGUAACGUACACAUGUGCAGUGGGUCACAUCCAUACUAAUGGCAAUUUAAUAAGGAAAUGUCAAGCUAACGGCCAAUUGGAUGGUACUUCUCCAACUUGUACCCGAGGUUCACGUGCUAUCAGGCUACGUAACGGUACAACGCAAUUAGAGGGGCGUGUUGAAGUACUUCACAAUGGAACAUGGGGUACGGUCUGUGGGGAUGGUACAGACGCAAACUUUGCCAAGGUCGUGUGUCGGCAGCUCGAAUAUGCUACUGACAAUGUUACGUUACGUUCGCAUGCCUAUUUCGGUGCAGGCAGUGGUCAGAUUUGGCUGGACGAUGUUACUUGUCAAGGAAACGAGACUGUGAUCGACAUGUGUAUGUCAGGCCCAUGGGGACAGCACAACUGCGGACACAAUCAAGAUGUCGGAGUUACAUGUAGUGCAAAUGCUAUUAGACUACGUAACGGUACAAUGCAAUUAGAGGGACGUGUUGAGGUGUUUCACAAUGGCACAUGGGGUACGAUCUGUGAUGAUGGUAUAGACAUAAACUUUGCCAAGGUCGUAUGUCGACAGCUCGGAUAUGAUACGGACAAUGUGGCGGUACUUUCGGAAGCCUAUUUCGGUGCAGGUAAUGGCCCGAUAUGGCUGGACGAUGUUCUGUGCGAAGGAAACGAGACUGUGAUCAACUUGUGUAUGCUCAGACCAUGGGGACAGCAUAACUGUGGACAUAGAGAAGAUGUUGGAGUUAUAUGUAUAGUCUGCACUGUACCUGACGUAGAUGACGCUUCAAAAGAUUCUUGGGCAACGAUCGUUUACAACACGACAGUAACGUACACAUGUGCAGUGGGUCACAUCCAUACUAAUGGCAAUUUAAUAAGGAAAUGUCAAGCUAACGGCCAAUUGGAUGGUACUUCUCCAACUUGUACCCGAGGUUCACGUGCUAUCAGGCUACGUAACGGUACAACGCAAUUAGAGGGGCGUGUUGAAGUACUUCACAAUGGAACAUGGGGUACGGUCUGUGGGGAUGGUACAAACGCAAACUUUGCCAAGGUCGUGUGUCGGCAGCUCGAAUAUGCUACUGACAAUGUUACGUUACGUUCGCAUGCCUAUUUCGGUGCAGGCAGUGGUCAGAUUUGGCUGGACGAUGUUACUUGUCAAGGAAACGAGACUGUGAUCGACAUGUGUAUGUCAGGCCCAUGGGGACAGCACAACUGCGGACACAAUCAAGAUGUCGGAGUUACAUGUAGUGCAAAUGCUAUUAGACUACGUAACGGUACAAUGCAAUUAGAGGGACGUGUUGAGGUAUUUCACAAUGGCACAUGGGGUACGAUCUGUGAUGAUGGUAUAGACAUAAACUUUGCCAAGGUCGUAUGUCGACAGCUCGGAUAUGAUACGGACAAUGUGGCGGUACUUUCGGAAGCCUAUUUCGGUGCAGGUAAUGGCCCGAUAUGGCUGGACGAUGUUAUGUGCGAAGGAAACGAGACUGUGAUCAACUUGUGUAUGCUCAGACCAUGGGGACAGCAUAACUGUGGACAUAGAGAAGAUGUUGGAGUUAUAUGUAUAGUCUGCACUGUACCUGACGUAGAUGACGCUUCAAAAGAUUCUUGGGCAACGAUCGUUUACAACACGACAGUAACGUACACAUGUGCAGUGGGUCACAUCCAUACUAAUGGCAAUUUAAUAAGGAAAUGUCAAGCUAACGGCCAAUUGGAUGGUACUUCCCCAACUUGUACCCGAGUAGUCUGCACUGUACCUGACGUAGAUGACGGUUCCAAAGAUUCUUGGGCAAAGAUAGUUUACAACACGACAGUUACGUACACAUGUGCAGUGGGUCACAUCCAUACUAAUGGCAAUUUAAUAAGGAAAUGUCAAGCUAACGGCCAAUUGGAUGGUACUUCCCCAACUUGUACCCGAGUAACCUGCGCUGUGCCGGACGUAGACGACGCUUCAAAAGAUUCUGGGGCAACGAUUGCUUACAACACGACAGUUAUGUACACAUGUGCAGGAGGCCACAUCCAUACUAAUGGCAAUUUAAUAAGGACAUGUGCAGCUGGCGGACAAUUGGAUGGUACAACCCCUAUAUGUACUCGAGUAGUCUGCACUGUACCUGACGUAGAUGACGCUUCAAAAGAUUCUUGGGCAACGAUCGUUUACAACACGACAGUAACUUACACAUGUGCAGUGGGUCACAUCCAUACUAAUGGCAAUUUAAUAAGGAAAUGUCAAGCUAACGGCCAAUUGGAUGGUACUUCCCCAACUUGUACCCGAGUAGUCUGCACUGUACCUGACGUAGAUGACGGUUCCAAAGAUUCUUGGGCAAAGAUAGUUUACAACACGACAGUUACGUACACAUGUGCAGUGGGUCACAUCCAUACUAAUGGCAAUUUAAUAAGGAAAUGUCAAGCUAACGGCCAAUUGGAUGGUACUUCCCCAACUUGUACCCGAGUAACCUGCGCUGUGCCGGACGUAGACGACGCUUCAAAAGAUUCUGGGGCAACGAUUGCUUACAACACGACAGUUAUGUACACAUGUGCAGGAGGCCACAUCCAUACUAAUGGCAAUUUAAUAAGGACAUGUGCAGCUGGCGGACAAUUGGAUGGUACAACCCCUAUAUGUACUCGAGUAACCUGCUCUGUACCGGACGUAUACGACGCUUCCAAAGACACGGGGGCAACGAUUGUGUACAACAAGACAGUUACGUAUACAUGCGCAAGAGGCUAUUCUGAUGGCGAUUUAGUAAGGAAAUGUCAAGCUGACGGCCAAUUGAAUGGUACUUCCCCAACUUGUACUCAAGUGACGGAAAAAUUCUGCGAGGAGGAUUUAGAUGACGAGGGAAUGUUCUGGAACUACACGGAGGGCGGCACAGAGCUCAACCUAGAAUGCCCACAGGGAUACACAGGGCUAGUGACGCGAUACUGCCGAAAAGACGGUGUGUUUCUAUUGCCCUACUACGACUGUACAUUGGUCAUCCUCAAAGAUCUCACGGAACAGCUGACUAACGGUAGCAUAGACGGGGCCGCGGCUUUAGCUGUGUUAAAGUCCGACAUAGCGGAUGGGAAGCACACUCUAUUUAUCGGGGAUUUGCUGGAGACACAACUCACCCUGCAGACUGUCGUUUCUAAAACUACAGCGUUUACCAAAGACAGCAUCGAUGAUUUUCUUGAGACGGCAAGCUUUCUCAUUGACGACAAAGCGAACGGCAAGCAGUGGCAAAGCCGCAUACAGAACAACCACAUAGGUGCAGAGUCGCUGCUGACAGUGAUAGACGAGUUUGCCAUACGCCUUUCCAACUCCCGCACGUCGUCCAACGUCAAUAAACCUAACAUUGUGUUGACGUACUCGAGGGUGGACACUACUGAUGGAGACAGCCCCUCACUACAGUUUCCAAGCAGCGAGAGUCUGAACUCCACCGGGGACGAGUGGCAGGCCGAACGGCACUCUUCUGUUAAUAUAAACUUAAAAGCACUCAGGGGUGAGAACGUAACGACGUUUGUUGGCUUGGUCUACAAAAACCUUUCACAGGCUGUUUCCACAAAGCUCGACCAGGCAGAAAACGCCACCAUUAGCUCUCAAGUGCUGUCCCUGCAUCUGCUCCCACAGGCGCCUGUUAAGGUAGACCCCGAAAUACAGCUCAACUUCCAAACAUUUCAGAGCGUGUCGAGAUACAGAAAAUUCUGCGCGUUUUGGAACACAACAACUGAAACAUGGUCUACAUCUGGUUGUAACGUGGUGUCUUCCAACGCCAGCCAGGUCCAAUGUGCGUGUAAUCAUCUCACCAACUUCGCUUUGUUGAUAAGCCCAUACACAUCUACAAGUGAGGUGGUGCAGAAUAUUUCAAUGGUCAUCACGUACAUUGGUAGCGGGCUUUCAAUCCUGGCCCUCAUCGUGACCAUCGCCUUGCAUGCCUUCUACUGGAAGAUACUGCGCAGUGAACGGGAGUCUCUCACCAUGUGUUUGUGUGUUGUGUUGCUACUGGCCAACAUUCUCUUCCUCGCUGGGAUCGGACAAACAGAAAACCAGACCGUUUGUCGAUGGAUCGCCGUUUCCCUGCACGUUGUGUUCCUGACCGUCUUUUUCACCAUGCUUUCUGUCGGCCUCAACGUGUACGUCGCCGUCGCCGUUGUCUUCAAGAGUGGCAAAAGCAAGCUUGUCAUGUACCUCCUCGUGGCCUUUGUGCCACCGAUAGCUGUCGUGCUUACUGCCGCCAGCGUUUCCAAACUUGAGGGAUAUGGCACGAAAGCAAGUUGUUGGCUGGAUAUUGAUCAUUGGAUGUUCUGGACAUUUGCGGGGCCUGUUGCUUUUGUUAUCUUGGUCAAUGGUAUAAUCAUAUCGAUUGUAUUGGUAAAGCUAUGCAACACGAAGGUCGCAAAGAACAAAGACACUCUUGACAGAAUUAAAAUGACGAUUACGGCACUGUCUGUGUUGUUACCAAUAAUGGGUAUCGGCUGGGUGUUUGGUUUCUUUGCUGUGAACAAGAAAACUCAGUGGUUUCAAAUUGUGUUUUGCAUUUUUAACGCAUCACAGGGUGUGUUUAUUUCCAUAUUCCACUGUCUUCUGAAUAAACAGCUGAAACGGGCUAUUCAACUAUCAAGAGAAAGAAAGCGAACACUGGAUGAAUUUAGCGAUGAACACCAAAGACGAAUGGCAUUGGGCAAGCAACACAGUUCCAGUGACAAUACAAAAGGAACGAACAUGUCGGAAACGGGAACGCUUGAACGAUCUGAAGCGGAAGGAAAGACAACGUCAGUUAAACAAGAAGAAGUCCGAGUAGAAUUGAAGUUGCUGCAUCAACGCAAAUAAAACAAACAAGAAGUCAAUACCGACCGGAAACUGCGAUUGCAACAUUCAGAAUGAAUCUUCCAACUAUCAUAGCAUUUCGAAAGUGACGGAGUUUUCAAACGACUGUAAUCCCCUUGUACCAACCGAGAAUACAAUCAGAAAAGAGAUUUAGGUAACUUCCACAAAUGCAGAUCAAGUUGUCAUGAAUGGAGAUAUUUCGAACGAAUUUGCAACGGACAGUGAACCAUAACACAGGUUUAAAAGAAAAUUGUAUUCGUGAUACAUCAGAUGAUACAAAUACUGGAUGUGAAACAAUUCCAUUUGUAAUCAAUUAUUGUUUCAUAACUGUACACUAGUUGGUGGUUACAAGGGAUGACUUAUAGUCACAAUAUUGCUUUAUUAUUAUUAUCUGUUUAAAGAAUUGUAUUGCUUAUCAGUAAACUGGCCCAAUUUUCUCAAAAUAAAACGUUUCUGCCUUAAGCUUAAAUACAAUCGCUUUUAUUUUUUUCUCAAAACUGGUCAAAAUGAGAAUAUUACAAAUUGUGCAUACACACAAAUAAGAGUUUUACCGUGAUCUUCUUAUUAGGAGAGAAUGUUUGAGAAAAUUGGGCCUGAUUUCAUUGUUAUAAUAAUUGAUAAACUUGUGUAUUUUGUAUUUUUGUAUACUGUUACGCCCAUUGAGCUAUAUAUACUCUCAACCAGUUCUAACACAUCUAUUUUUAAGUUGGUAUAAUCAUUAUGUAAUCAAGUCUAUGAAAAUGCGGAGUUUUGUGCAAUAUUACUUCUGCAAAAACAUAUUGCAAAAUUCUAUAUCAAUCAUAAGUUCAGCCUUGCAGAUGAAUGUUUGAAAUCAUAUUCUUGUGAGAUACUCAAUUAUAUGGCAAUUUUACAAAUGAAUUACUGUUUCAAGAAAUGAUUUUUUACAUAACAGUUGUUCAAAGACAUUAUGAUUUGACCGGUAAAUAGUCCGAAAAGAAUCUGCAAAGGGAACUUGCCUAGUAAAAUGAUCAAUAAAAAUAUUAUGACCGUUCAUAAAUGUCGCUAAAAUCCCUUUCCUGUAUGAGUCAAUAAACAAUAGUUUUUACUAUAUUUAACAGAGAGCGCAAUUUGUUUUAGUAUGUAAAUUUUGCACUUUCAUUAACACUAAUCGUUAUAUUUUCCUUGUAUAUAUUUAUUUCUUUAAUCCAAUGUAUUUGCUCCAUGUUAAAAAAGUUGAUAUUAUAAAAACUGAUACGUGCCUAAUGAAAAUGCAUCACACUUUCUUAGACCCAAGUAAUGUUUAAACUUUGUUUGAGUGUACUGCAUAAUACUGUUCGACCAACAGUUAAGGGCCUCUGGUCGGGUGCCAGCUUGGCGUCCAGCCUUGUUGAUUUCCGAAUGGAAUGGCAUUUACAAUAUAGGAUGUGGCAAAACUGACUUGUCUAAGGAGACUGACAACUUGUUACAUGUGUACCAAGUGUCAUUUAAAUAUCAUGGGUAAGGAAUCAGAUUGCGAAAUAAGUGAAUGUAGAAUUCUAGUUCUCUGAUAUCUCCAUAACUAUAACGUUAAAUGGUGAUGCUUGGUGGCCCAUAUAAGUUUGGUUUCUUUUGAAAGAGUUGUGUGCGCAGACAAAAAAGUUUAAUAGUAUACCUACAAACAAGAUAUAUUGAACAUCAAAGAUUGUAAUAUAGGUCAUUUUGCGUUUGAUCUACUAAAUAAGAGAACAAAUAUACAAACUAUUCUUACCUUACGUAUUCUGUACAUUUCGUCAUUUAUUUUACAUAAUAGUAUUCUGAUUGAAAUGCGGUUUGAAUUAUACCACAUUUGUUUGGUGUUCACCAGGCUUAAAACUGUUCCAUGACAGCAAUGCAAAUAUCGGGAGAACUAGCUUAUUUGAAGGUCAGAUUCCAUAACUUGUUUGCACGCCGACACUUACUGGUGUGUUUUCAUUGAAAAACAGACAAUUGUUUUUAGUAUGUUUGUAUAUUAAACAUUAUGUAUGUAUGAUAUUGUAAUAUACAUGUACUUUUAAUAGUUUUUCUGGUCAAUUAAUACAUUAACAACACUAACCACUAAAUUCUUUGUCAUUUUAAGAAACACAAAACAGCUCUCCUGCGUUGAAACAUUGUUUCAAAUCUAAAUGUAUAUUAUGCACGUCAUAUUAGAACUUAGUAUGAAAUAAUCAGA
This is a messenger RNA of Mya arenaria, 10305 nucleotides long. Its product is annotated as deleted in malignant brain tumors 1 protein-like. Gene Ontology annotation, molecular function: G protein-coupled receptor activity. The record is from RefSeq and is a predicted model, not a curated record. The transcript is spliced from 59 exons. Lineage: Eukaryota; Metazoa; Mollusca; Bivalvia; Myida; Myidae. Gene Ontology annotation, biological process: cell surface receptor signaling pathway; G protein-coupled receptor signaling pathway. Bases 87 to 8159 code for a protein of 2690 amino acids. Gene Ontology annotation, cellular component: membrane.